GGGCAGUCAAUCACGCCUCACCCUCCAUCGGAUGAUCCUCCUCAGUAGGGCAGUCUGGGCCACCGGAGGCAACCUGACAGUCCGUUUCAAAUCCGACCACAACAAUACAUCAGCACAGAUGUAUUAAUUUAUAUGUCGGUUUAGAUUUAAACUUAAGGAGCGACACACCUUCGUGAAUGGAGUAUCUCAUCCCGCAAAAGGUCCGUUUUCACCCGUGCCAUCGCCUCCGAGGAAAUUUGACCCUCAGCUGCAGGAGGAGCGCUGUCGAGCCGGACAUUUUUCUCCACCGUCAUCCGAUCUGACACCAUAUCCAAUGGUUACAGCCUAAUAGCCUUCACAUCGCACGACACGGGCCUUUUCGACAGGACUCUUGAUUUUAAGCAACAGAAUGGCGGUUUUUAGCUCACAGGUGCUUCUCGCCAUAACACGAUCAAGGGGAUCCUACUUGCUUUCCAAAAGACACGGUUGUGCCCCACUCCCGUCGACCGCAUGCAUACGCUACCACUCGGAGUUCUUCGGCCGGGUUGCCAUUACAGCCAGGUGUGCCAGGCCGCUGUACCCCUGUUACUCAUCCAGCUUCAUCCGCCCUGGUUGCAUAGCUGCACGUCCCCUCCACAGUUCUUGUGCUUGGCUUCAAGAGGUGAAAGACACCCCCGAACCUGUCAAGGGUGAGCCCGUCCCUGCCUCCUCUGGCACUCAACCACCACCACCACCACCAGCAGUGCCAAGGAAGUCAUUGGGACAGAGAGUUCUGGAUGAGCUCAAGCAUUACUAUCAUGGUUUUCGGCUUCUGGGCAUAGAUACCAAAAUCGCGGGCAGGAUGGUCUGGAGGUUACUGCACGGGCAGCAGCUCACCAGGAGAGAGAGGAGAAGGCUGAUGCGGACAUGUGCCGACUUGUUCCGGCUUGUGCCCUUCAUGGUCUUCAUCAUCGUUCCCUUCAUGGAGUUUCUGCUCCCCGUGUUCCUCAAACUCUUUCCAGAAAUGCUGCCUUCUACAUUUGAGACGGAGUCCAAGAAGGAGGAAAAACAGAGGAAGGGACUUGCUGCUAAACUAGAGCUGGCCAAGUUCUUACAGGAGACCAUUGCUGAGAUGGCCAGGAGGAACAAAGCAGCUGUAGGAGAUGAGACUCAGAAGUUCUCGACUUACGUGCAACAGGUGAGGCACACCGGUGAACAGCCCAGCACUAAAGACAUUGUGAAGUUCUCCAAGCUCUUUGAGGAUGAGCUGACGUUGGAGCAUCUGGAGCGGCCACAGCUGGUGGCCUUGUGCAAACUGCUGGAGCUGCAGCCCAUCGGCACCAAUAACCUGCUGCGUUUCCAGCUGAUGAUGCAGCUGCGGACCAUCAAGACUGACGAUGAGAUGAUCGCCAAGGAGGGAGUGGCCGCAAUGACUGUAGCCGAGCUCCAGGCUGCCUGCAGGAGUCGCGGCAUGAGAUCUUUGGGUCUGACCACAGAUCAGCUCCGACAGCAGCUGCAACAGUGGCUGGACCUGCAUUUGAAAGAGAACGUCCCACCGUCCUUGUUGCUGCUGUCUCGUGCAAUGUACCUGACGGACCUCACUCCUAAAACUCCAGUCAUCCCACCUGUGCCCAAACUGGAGAAAGCCACUCCUCCUCCCGCGGAGGCCGAAACCACAGCCAAAGGGAAUCCGAUGUCUUCCUCGGUGGAGGUGCUGGUGGACUCUGCUCCAGUUAUUAAAGACAGAAAGUCUGAAGAACUGUUGGAGAAAUCUAGAGGGUUGGACAUGCCAUCACCUGAAGCUCAGUUAAUACAUGCUAAAGAGGCAGAGUUGUCCCAGAAGUCCAAGAUGAGCGCCAAUGGGAUGUGAGAGGGGCUCCAUGUUUCCUCAGUCACCUUAUUCUGUCGGAGAAGAGGGUGGAGGUUUGAGUUCGGCCUCCUUCUGCAGAGGACGCAUCUCUCGCAAUCCAGGAUUUCAGAGGCCUUGCCGUCUCGCACCUCCCAUACGGAACUUAUAUGGAUCUCCGUCGACAUCUGGUCCCCAAAAAGGAUGAAAAUCGUUUGUUAGAAUAUAGACAUCACUCCAGCUUGACAUCUGACAUGUUUACAUCUCCCAUCCCCCGAAGAUUUGAGAAAUAAUGUAAAUUUUUAAAUCAGCUCAGUCCAGCCAGGAAAUGAAUAAGUAACUUGCACCUCUUUGCUAAACUUCAUUUUGUAAAUGUGUAAAUAAAUUGUAUAAUACCUGCAUAUUAUAUAAGUGCUACUGCUUUAUACAGUCGGCUGUGCCAUAUGUGAGCUAGAAGGUGAAAGUCAUAUUUUAAUAUGAGGAAUGCAUAUAUAUGCGUUCUGGAUGUAGGUUUGGCAGUGGAUUUGUAAAUGGCCAAGUAUGUAGGUAUUUUUUUAUUUUAAUUUUAAAUUCCCUUUUCUAAGGGAAUAUUACGUUCGCUCCCUCAGGAGAUGCGGUUACGCCAGGCCUGCCUGUGGCAGACUCUGCAGACUUCGGCACAGAAAAAGACUUAUCAUAAACUGUGUGUUUAAUUAGUUGAAAAUGCGCUGCGUCCCCCCUUUCAAUCAUGCGUUGAAAUUUUUUCCUUGGCGGAAAAUCCGAAUGAAUAGUUUACGUUUCACCUAUGGUUAAAUAUAUAGAAAAUUUCCCCAAAGACAAAUGUUUAUUUUUGAACGACAAACUGUUUGGAUUGUUAUUGCGUUUCAUGUUGCACUGGAUAAACCAAUGGGAGGGAAAAUAAUAUAGUAUGGCAAUACUGUACAAUUUGAAUUAAAUAAGAAAAAAACAAACAUCCGCCCUCAGAUAUUUGCUUAGUUUAUCCCAUAACCUGCCUUUAACUUAACUGUAAACUUAAUUGAAUGUGUUGGAUCUUUUUAAAGUCCCAUUCUUUCCUGGUGCACUUUUUUUAUGUUGAUAAAUUGUGAAAGAUUGAAAAACGACUGCCUCUCAUUGCAUUAAACAUCUUUUACCACUGUACAGUCAAAAAGUAAAGGUGCUCAAUGCUCAUACCUCUUUUAACUGUGUUACACAACUCGUGUUAUUACCCCCGUUUAUUAAGUGUAAUGUGAACAAAUAUAAUGGUUUUUCUUUUUAGAACGGACAAAAUGUUAAAGGUCAAAUUCAUUCAUUUUUGCAGUUAAUUGAAUCUUUUGUUCAGUUCAAAACAAAAACAUUUCAUUAAAAAAAAGCUUCAAGUUCAAAA
Molecule: messenger RNA, 3167 nt
Organism: Puntigrus tetrazona (Sumatra barb)
Lineage: Eukaryota; Metazoa; Chordata; Actinopteri; Cypriniformes; Cyprinidae
Gene: letm2
Product: leucine zipper-EF-hand containing transmembrane protein 2
Exons: 11
Coding region: 389-1828 (479 amino acids)
Biological process (GO): intracellular monoatomic cation homeostasis
Cellular component (GO): mitochondrial inner membrane
Molecular function (GO): ribosome binding
Source: RefSeq, a predicted model, not a curated record